This is a messenger RNA of Dentiscutata erythropus, 337 nucleotides long. The record is from the annotation of a GenBank genome assembly. NCBI's taxonomy places the organism in Eukaryota, Fungi, Glomeromycota, Glomeromycetes, Diversisporales, Gigasporaceae.
UAGAGUCAAAGAUAUAUGAUCUUAUUUUGGAAGAUGAUGGUCAAAAUUCAUUAGAUUCUUUUAAAUCUAAUGAUGACAGUAAGGAGGAUAUAUACUAUAUGAACAAAGUAGAUAAUUUCGAAAAAGACUUUGAAUAUAAAUUUCAUUAUGGUAUCUUUAUAAAAUUAGAUGAAAAAUUUUUACCAACUAAAUGGUAUAAAAUUACUAUAUCCGAAGUAGAUAAAUUUCUUGCAGAAAUUCAUAACAAUGUAAUCACAUUAACAAAGAAUAAAUCAAUUGAAGCAUGUGAUUAUAAUGUAACAUUUAAAAGUGAAAAAGCUGCAGAAGCCGGAACUCA